Molecule: messenger RNA, 2065 nt
Organism: Heterotrigona itama
Lineage: Eukaryota; Metazoa; Arthropoda; Insecta; Hymenoptera; Apidae
Source: the annotation of a GenBank genome assembly
AUGCCGCAGGAAGAUGAUAUUUAUAGGUCUGAAUUCACAUCUUGCAAUUUAACAAUUCCGGAAAAAUUGCAAGAAACGCCUCGAGCUGGUAAGCUUCGUCUACUUACGUUCCGACUCAUGAACAAUAGUAAAGCUGUAAUUAUUUUAUAGGAUUUGGAAGAAGAGACAUAAUGUCGUCACAGGAAGUUAAACGUAGAAUUAAUUAUACUCCACAGAAUACCCCGGACAAGCAUUCAAAAACUCCUCAAGCUACCGAAUCUUUUAAAAAAGAUGCGAAAUCGCAAUUAGAAGCUACCAAACGAAAAAGUUUAUCACCUCAUAAGAAAACUCCCGAGAAAGUUCAAAAAGCUUGUUCGAGCGGAAAAUUUAUCAAUACUUUAAUAGCACAGUGGUCCAAGCACAUGGGUGUCCAAACACCAGUUCUUCAAUCGCCAGGAGUUCAAGAAAAUUCAAUCGUGGAAGAGAUGAAGCAAAUGUAUGCAAUUGAAGAGCGGAAGAUUCAAAAAUUACAAAAGAAACUACAAGUUGCUGAAGAAACUAUAUCUUUAGUCUCUGCUUCACACGAGGCCGAGCUCAGAACUAAGGAAGAAAUUUUACAACAAUUGAACAGCGAUUGGGAAUCGAUUACUAAAUAUUAUUAUGAAAUAUCAGAGAGUUUAAAGGGGUUUCAACAGCACAAAGAUAAUUUAUCAAAGUUAUAUAACGACGUCAUCCUUACACAACAAUCAGCAGUGAAGAAAUUGCAGCAGGAAUUAAGCACUAUGAAAUUGAAAUAGUACACGAAAUGAUGAUUGCCGAGACCGAAUUGAAAAAGCAAUUCCAAGAUAUGAAAAACAAGUCAAUUUUAGAAAAAAAUCACUUACAUAAUGUUCAUGCAGAAGAAAAAUUAGAAUUAAUAAAGAAACAAGAAAAUCUCACGUCGAUGAAUCAAGAACUCCAAGUGCAAUUACAAAAGAUUACGGAAGAGAAACAAGACUUAACUACUACAUUUGUUGAGAAAGAUGAUGAAAUUGCAAAAUUACAAGAGAAGAUCAUUACAUGCAAAAAUAAAAUCGAAGAUUUGUUGAGUCAAAAUACUGAAUUAAGUUCAAAAUAUGAAAGAUUGAUCAUCAAGGAAGAAGAACUAUCAAAGCAAUUACAAUCAAAAGAACAAAAAAUCGAGAAAUUACAAGAGAAUUUAAAUGCAAGACAACAAAUAGAAACUAGUUUAGCUCAAGAUCUUGAUAUUAUUGAUAACAAGUAUAAAAAUAUACGAAAUGAUUUUACAAACGUAGAAAAUAAAUUGAAGGAAGCACAAAUUCAAAAUUUAAAUCUUGAACAAUCUUUACAAAUAAUGAAACGCGACAACGAAUAUAAAAUAGUAGAAUUGAAUAAGAAAAUUGAAUUUUUAGAAGAAGAAAAAGAACGAGUAUACUUAGAGAAACAUUCAAAAAUACAGGAACUAGAACGCGCUUAUAAAUUAUUGGAAGAGAAACACAAAGCAUCUUUAAAACAAGAAUAUGAUAUUAAACUAAGAUUAAAUGAGGCUUUAAAUAAAAUAAAUGAAGAUAACCAAAAGAAACAAACAAAUUAUCUUGAUCAGCAUACAAAGGCAAGUCGUAACAAAAUACAGAAGAACUUGCAAAAAAGAAUGCAACCACUCGAAUUUAAUAUAACAGAAGCAGUUAAAGAAUUAGAAAGUCAAUCACAAAGAAGUCAGGUUUGUGAAAUGAAAGAAGAACAAUUUCAAGACCAAAAAAAUGUAGAUAAAUCAAAAAUUAUAUCCAAAGAUAAGAACGAAAUAUCGAAUCUGGAACAAGAUGUGUAUAGCUUUACUAACAUAAAAUUUAACGAUGAAUUGUCAAAUGUUUCUGAUUCUACAGAAAGUCAUUCUUAUCUUUUUCGUGAUAAGAAUAUAACACACUCGAAUACACAGAUAGAAGAAAAACAGAAGAAGGAAAAUAAGGAUAACAAUAAUUCGACCACGAGAAAAAGAAUAUUUAAAACUCGUGGGAUUGGAUUACGGCAAUACGUAACUCCAAAAAACCUCCAAUACGGAACUCCUGGAAAAAUAUCAAAAAAAUAA